This is a messenger RNA of Rhipicephalus sanguineus (brown dog tick), 3141 nucleotides long. RefSeq names its product metalloprotease TIKI1. The transcript has 9 exons. Gene Ontology annotation, cellular component: membrane. Gene Ontology annotation, molecular function: metalloendopeptidase activity. NCBI's taxonomy places the organism in Eukaryota, Metazoa, Arthropoda, Arachnida, Ixodida, Ixodidae. The record is from RefSeq and is a predicted model, not a curated record. Gene Ontology annotation, biological process: negative regulation of Wnt signaling pathway. Bases 164 to 1888 code for a protein of 574 amino acids.
ACGCGCUGCACUUCGCCGAGCAGAGUUUUCGUUUAACACUCGCACCUACUGUACACGGUAGUGGGGCUUGCCCACUUCCUCUGGCGCGUACCCACUUGAGGAUGCGAGCUGCUAGAGCUUCGCUGUGCCGAAGGCGAAGUCGGUAAGCGCUCCAGUCGCGCGGAUGCGCGGCCGUCCGCCCAGUCCGCCCUCGGUGGGAGGAGCGGCGCAACCACAGCGCCGCCACUCCACGAGGGAGGAGGAGCGGCGAGAUGCGCUUCUUCUCAGUCGGCCAGCAGUUGUGUGGAGGAAGCGGCGCACACGGAGGAAUGGCUCCAGCGUCGAUAGAAGGAUUGUCCCAACGUCGUCGUCGCCGGCGCCGGCGCGCCGCGGGGACACCGUGAGCAGCAUGCCGGUGUGCGGCCACCAGGGCCUGCUUGUGCUGUGCGCCUCGUUCGUGUGCUGCUGCUGCCUGCUGCUGCCGCCGUCAGCACAGGUUCCUCCCUCAAGCGGCGACCUCUCCUUCAAGCACCGGCUGUCGUCUUCGUGCAAUUCCACGGGCAGCGGCGUGCGCUCGUUCCUGUGGUCGACGAGCAGCGAGCCGCCGUCGUACUUCUUCGGCACCAUCCACGUGCCGUACACCCGUGUCUGGGACCACGUGCCGGAGAACGCGAAGCGGGCGUUCGGCAACGCCGACCGCGUCGUCUUCGAGCUCGACCUGCUCGACCCUGGCACCCUGGAGGCGCUCGCUAGCUGCCAACUACUGCCCGAGGGACGCUCCCUGGCCGACGUCCUGCCGGCCGACCUACUCUCGAGGUUGCGAAGGCAUUUGGACUACGUUCGUGCCAAAAUGUCGUCGUGGAUGACUGCCGACCAGCGUGGUCGCGGCCUGUACGCCGACUACCUGUUCCACGCCAUCACGGGUGACUGGGAGCGCAAGCGGCCCAUCUGGGUGCUCCUCAUGGUCGACUCGCUCACCGAGGGAGACGUGCGCGCCCGCGGCGUGCCCGUGCUCGACCUCUUCCUGGCGCAGGAGGCACAGCGCCUGGCCAAGCGCACCGGCGCCGUCGAGCAGGUGCACGAGCAGUGCCUGCCCCUCAACGGACUCAACGGCAGCCAGGUUCUGUUCGCGCUGGACCAGACGCUGCGGCAACACGAGCGCAUCCGGCGCGGCGCGCAACGCUCGGGUUACGGAGCCGACGAUCUUAUCCGGCACUACAACUGCGGUGACCUCGAUGCUGUGGUCUUCUCCAGGGACACGGCGCAGGUGCCUCCGCUAGCCAACACGUCCCUGCGGCUGUCGGCGCGAGAGCUCCGGCUGGCCAGGGACAUCGACCGCUACUUUCGGCACGAGCUCAUCUACAAGCGAAACCACCGCAUGGGUGACCGCGUGCUACGGCUGCUCAGGGCUAACCCGGGACAGAGCUUCUUCUUCGCCUUCGGAGCAGGUCACUUCCUCGGCAACAACACAGUGCUGGACUUCGUGCGCCAGGGUGGAUUCGACAUCGAGCACAUCAUGGCCACCAGGAGCAUUCCGGAGGUGAAGAAGGGCAGCGAGCAAGAGAGUUCGUGGCCGGACCCUGCGGAGGUGCUGGGCGACCAGCAGCAGUCGGCCACCGACCAGGCACCGGGAUGGCGGCGCAGGAAGGCCAAGAAGAGGCCCUUUCUUUCGUCGCCGCCCAUCACCGCCAGGCCGCGGAAGUUCAACGAUCUAUGGGUGCGCCUGGACUCCACCUGGCGUCCUCGGUCGCUGCCUGCCGAGGCCCUGGGUGCGCGUGCCUCCGCACCGGCAGUAUCGCUCAAGCUGUGGCGCGGACACCGGGCGGCCGCGGCCAGCACGGGUCAGACGACCAUCCUAGUCGCGCUCACGUCCUACUUCGCCGCGAGCCUCGGAAGCUUCCCGCCAUGAGCCGGCAGCCUGCUGUUCCAUGCCGGCCACGACGGGGCAGAGAAAGGCACGCAGAAUUAACAUAGCGGUCGAUGACCCUACGUCGGCAAGGCCGCGUGUAGUGCAGAUGAAGUGCGCAGUGUAUACUGGACCAGCAGUGGAACACAACUUUCUCGUCUUCAAUGCCUCCAAGCCUGUGUCAGUUUGGAUGUGUGCUCAGGUCUACGGUGGUGCAUUCGGUCAUCAAGCGCGGACAUGAUACCUCCCGACUGUGCCGUGCUAGUGCGCUGUCAUGGGUGCAGAACGAAGUGACGGUGUGCUGACCGAGAACCAGCGACGCUUUCUGUCUACAAUCAAGAGUUCAGCCAUCUUCGUCGGUUAAAAAAACCUGCACAUAGCCGCGUUGUUCAAAGUGCCGGGAUCGCUUACUCGGGAGCCAGUCGAAGGGCUAGCUGACGCCGCCGAAUGCAGUCUAAAAUGCGCUGUUCUCGAGUGCACUAAGACGUACUUACAAGGUCGUUCGCUAUGAACUGGCGUCGUCUUUCAUCGGCUGGAGUGCUUAUUUGGGCCGGUUGGUACAUUUCCAUAGAUAACGAGAUACAGCCCGAACCACAGGACAACAGGAAAGAGACGGACAGAGCUUAGUCCGUCUCUCCUGUGGUUCGUGCGGCUUUUAGUUUUCAUCAGACUACGAAGGUGGCCAGCAUCCAGCUCAUUCUAAACACUGAAGACGCACGGGGGCAGUUGGCGGUAGAGUGUUUACCUCCAACUCUAGCGCAGGAAGUCGCGUGUUUGUCGAUAUGUGAACAGACGCCGCAGCACUUACCUCAGAGGGAACGUAGCGCCAUUUCUGUGGAUGCAGCUUCACCUAGCUCCGCUCACUGCGACGCGCUCGCCGGUCACAUCUUUCAAUAGAUAAACUGGCGUUUGCAACAGAAUCCAGCGCCGGCUUCUUGCGCUCAUCUGCUGUCACAAACAGGAAACUAUAGUUCGAUAAACUCUUACGCUUUUAAAUUCGAAUGCAACACGUCCUACCAAGAAAUUUAUCAGUGACGAGCGUACAUGAAUCCCAACAACGCAAAAAAAAAAAAAAAUCUGCUAAGUCAACUGCAGGUCUUUCUAAGCAUCUAUUCACAGCAAUAUUUACAAGCCACAAAGCAAGAUGCCUAGGUUUACCGUAGCAGGUUACUUAUAACACGUGCAAAUAUUUGCCAUGCUAUGUCCUCUUUCCUCCCAGUCAACCACAUGAGGAAAAGCAUUUCAUUAUCAUUAAA